Vespula pensylvanica (western yellowjacket) is the source of this 3207-nucleotide messenger RNA. It is a transcript of the gene APC7, whose product is annotated as anaphase-promoting complex subunit 7. The transcript is spliced from 9 exons. Bases 567 to 2285 code for a protein of 572 amino acids. Gene Ontology annotation, biological process: cell division. Lineage: Eukaryota; Metazoa; Arthropoda; Insecta; Hymenoptera; Vespidae. Gene Ontology annotation, molecular function: protein binding. The record is from RefSeq and is a predicted model, not a curated record.
ACUAUAACCUAUAAACAACAAACCGUUAAUCUGUUAAUUAUUGUAUUCUGUUAAUAAGGUUAAUUGAUUUUGGUUUUGUUUAUUUUUAUUCUAAUAAAUAAUUCUAUAUAAAUAGUAAUAUAUUGGAAGAAAAAACAAAAAAAGACGAGGUAUUAUUAUAUUGAUACAUGAUUGGAUAAGGCAUUGGAGUAUAUGGUAAUUAUAUACUACUUUUGUCAAGUUUUCAGUCUCUUCAAUUUCGAACUCUUCGUUAUGGGGAAAAAUCUAGGAGAAUUUGUUCGGUAAUUUACUAAUAUUCAAUACGAUUUUAUUCAAUUUUAUCCUCUGAGCGUCUUUGAGUAUGCUUGUCAAUAUUUUAGAAUAACCACAUACCAACAUGUAUUUAUUUCAAAGGAAUGUGUUUAAAUAUAUCUUCGGUAGAUACUAAUUAUUUAUCUUCCUUAUCGAAAUAAAUAUGCAAUCGUUAUGAUUGAAAUUAAAUUGAAUUGAAUUGAUAAUUGAUUAUACACUUGAGGUGAUAUUUUAUAAAUAAUUGUGUACGCGAAAUUUAUGAAGAAAAGGAUACGAUGUCAGGAUUAUACGAACAAAUCAAACUUUUAUAUAAUCAGUCGUUAUAUUCCAAUGUUAUUUCUCUUGCAAAUCUGGUUUUAUCCCUUAGUGAACAUAAUUCUGAACUUUUGCCAGUGCAUGGGAAGUUUCAUGUUUAUGUUUAUUAUGCAGAUGCUCACUUUUAUUUAGGAAAAUAUAGAAAAGCAGAAGCAUUAUAUAAAAAAGCAUUACAAUUUCGGAAGUGCCUUUUAAAAUCUAAAUGUACUAAUAAACCAUUACAAGAUGGUCAAAAAGAUUUACCAUCAGAUAUAGAUAUAAAAUUUCAAAUUCACUUAUGUUUAAUCAAGUUGAAAAAUUCACAGGAAGCGCUUCAAGUUCUUCAAAGUAUCCCUGGUAAACAAAGAACUGCUAAGAUUAAUAUGGCAUUAGCAAAAAUGUUUCAUGAACAAGGAAUGGAACGAUCUGCUAUUACCACUUAUAAAGAAGUGUUAAGAGAAUGUCCUUUAGCCUUAGAAGCUGCUGAAGGAUUAUUAUCUUUGGGAAUAAAAGGAAUAGAAGUUAAUUCUCUUAUAGUUGGAUGUGCAGCAAAUUUAUCUAAUUUAGAUUGGUUAAAUACCUGGAUUAAGGCACAUGCUCAAAUUCAUAAUAGAGAAUAUACUCAUGCUGUAGUAACAUUGAGAUCCUUGGAUACUAUUAAUUUACUAAGAGACAAUUUUAAUUUAUUAACAACCAUGGGUGAAUGUUAUUAUUACGCAGGUGACGAUAAAAAUGCUCUGUUAUGUCUAAGAAGAGCCAGGCUUAUUGAACCAGAUGUAAUGACAGGUGUUGACAUUUAUGCUGCUGUUUUAUAUAAAACACAUCACAUAAAAGAAUUAGAAAGAUUGAUUUCUGUGAUAACUACAAAUAGUGAAAAUAUAGGUGAAAUAUAUGUAGCCAUGGCUUAUUCUUUAUAUGCAUCAAAAAAGUAUAAUAGAGCUAAUACGUUAACAGCGCAAGCAUUAAAUUUAAAUCCUAAUGAUAUCGAAGCAACAAUCUUAAGAGGAAAUAUCCUUAUUGAACAAAAAAAAUAUCAAGAUGCAUUAUUUUUCUUUAGACAUGCUGUACAAUUAAAACCAUAUCGUUAUGAACCGCACAAAGGUUUGAUUGAUUGUCUAGUCGGUAUGCAUAGAUUAAGAGAAGCUUUAAAUAUUGCAAGUGGUUCUUGUAAACAGCUUGGUCAUACUCCUAGAGUAUUGACAUUAUAUGCUUCAGUACUAAUGAAAGAUCCUGUAUCAGUUGGAAAAGCUAAAAAUCUUUUGGAAAAAGCAUUAUCGCAAGACGAAGUUUAUUUACCAACUGUAUACUUAUUAGCUGAAAUAUAUGAACAAGAAAUGAAUUUAGAAGCUGCAAUCGAAUUACUUGAAAGACAAGUUGAAAUACAACCUACUUGUAAGUUGCAUCAAAUGUUAGGUGAUCUCUGGGCAAGGGUACACAAUGAAGAGAAAGCUUUAGAUCAAUAUGCUAUUGCUUUAAAUUUAGAUCCAAGUAAUAGAAGAGCGUUAGAAGGAAUGCAUAGACUUGAUAACACUUCAAGUAAAUUAGAUUCAACAUAUUAUAUGACUGUAGGAGAGGAACAAGCAGAUACAACGUAUGAUGUUGGAGAUGGUUUACCAGAUACUGAUAUUGAUGAAGCUCCUGAUGAAAGUGAAACUGAAGCUGUUUGGUCUGAUAUGGAUCUUGAAGCUAAUAGCCAAUAGUAAUAUAAUUAAACCAUGCAAAAUGGACAAAUUUUUAUAUAUAAUAAUUAUGUAAAACACCAUAGAUCUAUUAAUACUUCUAAAUCAUGAGAACUUUCAUCAUAUAAUGUUCUAUAUUAUUCCAUAUUUAUUAUAGAACAAAUUAAGAUUAAGGAAUAGAUUAUUUGUUUAAAUUAGACUCCUUAUCUAUUUGGAAAUGUUAUUUAGAUAAUACCUUGUAUUUAGAAAACAGUAUAAUUAAAUUUAUUAACAAUUACUAAAUAUAACUCGCAAUCUGUAAUACGAAAUGUGAUUACUUCAAAUCAUUUUAUUAAAACAAUUUCUAAUUUUAAUUUCUAUUUUUAAUUAUUGAUAAUGUAAAAAAAAAAAAUAAGUAUCGCGUAUAUAUACACAAAAUUAUAAUAAUGUAAUAAUAAUAUAAACAUUGAUUUUAAAACUACACACGAACAAAUCUUACAUACAUUUAACAAAAUAUGAAAUACUUUCAUAUUUGAAAAAGAUGGAGUAAAAUUGUGUUGCUGUUGAAGACUGCAUUUCUAUUUGUCCCAUUUUAAACUGUAAUCGGUGUAACCAUCGUAAAAGUACCGCGUUUGAUUCUCGUCUGAUUGAAACAAAAUGUUCAGACAUUCUACUUGGUGGAAAAUCACGACAGUUUUGUAAUCGUACUUGUAAAUGCCCUGUUUUUAUUAGAUUGUUCCACUACCUGAGCAUGAUGAGAAAAUAAAAUGGGACUCCAAAGAGGCAAUAGUUUACUUAAUACAAUGGAACCACAUUCUAAAAGAGCUUCCAAAAGACUCAGAAAAUGUAGAUUCACCAUUUCUGCAAGCUAAACAUUAUAAUUGACAAUUAUAUUAUCUUAAUGAUGAUUCAAUAAAUAUUAAUAACACUUACUAUCUUUGAACAAGAAACCAGUUGAAGAAUA